Molecule: messenger RNA, 1248 nt
Organism: Triticum turgidum subsp. durum (durum wheat)
Lineage: Eukaryota; Viridiplantae; Streptophyta; Magnoliopsida; Poales; Poaceae
Source: the annotation of a GenBank genome assembly
AUGGGCAGUUUCGAACCGCAUCGUCCCACGAUCCAAACUGACGGCGGAGAUUUCCCAGCGCUUCUGGCAUCUGGGUCGCGAACUACUCCGUCAGAUCCGACACCUUCUCUCCUCGCCUCUCCUCGUCUCGACGCGCGCGACAGAGACAGGGGAAGAAAGCCCAAAACCCUAGUCCUCGUCGCCGGCGGCGAGAUGGCCGUCAACGAGGAAACGUCCGUCUACGUAGGCGGCCUGCCCUACGACGCCGACGAGGAUAUGCUCCGCAGCUACUUUGGGCCCUGCGGCACCAUCGUCUCCGUCAAGGUGAUAAAUGAUCAGAGAAUCAGGGGCAAGUGUUAUGGGUUUGUUACUUACACUCAACAUAGGGCUGCUCAGCGUGCUAUCUUGGAGAUGGAUGGCAAGCAAAUAGGUAAUCGUGCUGUGAGAGUAAAUGAAGUGCGUACAAGAGGCAACACCCGUGAUUUUGGGCGUGAUGGCUUCCGACGGGAUCCUGUAAGAGAUGGAAGGGAUGUAUACUGGGACCGAAGGGAUAGGGAGAGGAGUUAUGAUCGUCACCGGGAUAGAGAUCCUUACCAUGACAGGGAUAGUGAUAGACCUCGUGACCAUGACAGAGACAGAUAUGAUGAACGUGGGGGAUUUGAUCAUGAAAUGGACUAUUCCAUGGAUCGAGAUCAUGAAGGAGAUGAGAGGCGUGCUAGAGACCUUUAUCGAGGUGACCAUGAUCGUCCAGUGGAGACACGUAUGGACUCCGAUAAUGACAGAGACAAGGAAAAUUCAAAAGGCUAUGAUAGUGAAAGAGAUAAAGAAGACAAGGAACAGCCACCAAGGAAAAGGUUCAGCCGUCCAAAGGGUCGUGAGAGCAGAGAUAUAUCAAGUUCCAGUGAUGAGCUUCGGAAUGAUGCAAAACAUCAGCUGGACAAGGCCAUUCAGAUGCACGAGGACCUUGAAAAUGAGGUUUCUCAGAUUAGAGAUAAAGUUACAAGCAAAGAUCACCACAUUGCAGAUUUGCAAAAGAAAUCUCAGAAACUAGAGGAUGAAUUGGCUGCUGCGCGGAAAGUUUCUUCAGAGCGACAAUUGACUGUCACAAAGCUGUACAAAAGUUUUCUUCAACUUCAAGACUACAAUGACAGGGCCAAGACCGCAGAAGAGGAUCUCAAGGCUCUGGUUGAUUCUGCGAUGGCUGAGGUGGACAUGGCUGAAGACGCUACAACCAAAGACGGUUCAGGGUAUGAGAACGGCAUGGCCUGA